Epinephelus lanceolatus (giant grouper) is the source of this 2604-nucleotide messenger RNA. RefSeq lists its product as uncharacterized. NCBI's taxonomy places the organism in Eukaryota, Metazoa, Chordata, Actinopteri, Perciformes, Serranidae. The record is from RefSeq and is a predicted model, not a curated record. Gene Ontology annotation, molecular function: profilin binding; SH3 domain binding. Gene Ontology annotation, biological process: neural tube closure; actin cytoskeleton organization; axon guidance.
UGUUAAACAAAGUCGUGAGAGCGAGUGAUGGAGGUGUGCAGGCAGUAAUGGCAGCAGGUCUGACUGAAUAGACUGAUGGACACAUGUACUUGAGAGAGGGAGUGUUCAAGUUGAUGAGAAGAAGCAGAUUGUUAAAAAGCAAGUGAAACUUUGGACACUGACUGUAGCUGGAAUAUGGGUGAGUCCAGUAUCUGCCAAGUGAGGGCGACAGUCAUGAUGUAUGAUGACAGAAACAAACGUUGGGUGCCGGCGGGAUCUGACAGUCCUUCCUUCAGCCGCGUCCAGAUCUAUCACAACCCUGCAGCCAACACCUUCAGAGUGGUGGGCCGCAAAAUGCAGGCCGACCAGCAGGUGGUGAUCAACUGUCCCAUUAUCAAAGGGAUAAAGUAUAAUCAAGCCACACCAAACUUCCACCAGUGGCGGGAUCCCAAGCACGUGUGGGGGCUGAACUUCGGCAGUAAAGAAGAAGCUACUCUUUUUGCCAACUCCAUGACGCAUGCAUUAGAGGCUCUCAGUGCACCAGCAGGCACAGGCCCGGCUCAGAAUGGACCCUCUGCCCAGGAGCUGGAACAACAGAAAAGACUGGAGAAACAGAGGCAGGAACAGCAGGAGAAGGAGCGUCUGGAGAAAGCCAGGCAGGCCUCUGCUGCCAUGUCUGCCCCUGCUGCCCCUGCUGCUCCUCCUGCCCCGCCAGCCGCUCCACCUGCUCCACCUGCUCCACCUGCUCCACCGGCACCCCCACCACCUCCAUGCCCACCACCUUCCUCAGGAUCGUGCCCACCUGCACCUCCACCACCUCCAGCUGGGGGUGGGGGUGGACCUCCACCUCCGCCUCCACCUCCACCACCUGGGGGUGGAGGUGGGGGCGGAGGUGGGGGCGGAGGUGGAGGCAGGGGCGGAGGCGGUGGCGGAGGCGGAGGUGCAAAUGAUCUUGCAGCAGCUCUAGCAGGAGCCAAACUACGUAAAACAGUCAAGGAUGAGGGAGGAGCAGGAGCCCCACCCCCCAAACCCGCACCCUCAUCUGGUGGAGGUGGAGGAGGUUGUCUCAUGGGAGAAAUGAGUGCCAUCCUUGCUAGAAGGAGGAAAGCUGCUGAUAAUCCUGCUGAGAAAAAGGUGGAACCUCCCAGUCAGGAUUCUGACUCUUCAACAUCACAAUUCUCAGGACCAGCAGCAGAGAUCGGUGGAAAACCUAAGGAAAAAUUUUCCACUAUGCCAAGGCCCAAAUCCUUAACCAACAAUCAAAAGGACUCCAGCCCCAGCUCCUCCACAUCUCCCUCCUCUAACUUCACCACUAACCCAGUGUCCAGAAUGAAGGUGGUAAAAAAGAACUCCGAUGGUGCGGGAAGUGAUAUUGAUAUGGAAAAAAUCAAACAGGAAAUUAUUGAAGACGUGAAAAAAGAACUUCAAAAAGUGAAGGAGGAGAUUAUCACAGCACUGAUCCAGGAGCUGCAAAGUGCAAAAGGGUGAAGACUCUUGAAGGCUGAAGAAUGGAUCAAGAGAAUAAUGAAUAGAUAUUAAUGUUUUAUCAUGCGAUGCUAGAGCAGCUGAUAGCAAACUAUGCAAUGCAGAUGUAUUCUCCUCUAUUUAUCACUGUGUCUUCAUAUUUUCCUGUAGUGCAGUUUAGUGCCUGGAUUUUUGAGGCCAUUACAGAUAUAGAUAUCACAGAUCUAAUAGAGAUAUAUUGGCUAAAAUCCAUUUUAUAUAAAGACAUAAUCAGCAAUAUUUUUUUAUAAGAACGUCUCAGUUUGUUUGUUUCAAGAAGUAUGGCCAUAAUGUGUGCCAUAAAGUGUUCUCUGCAGGACAAAUGUGAUGGAAACACUGUUUCUAAAUGACCUCAAACAUAUAUCUGGUAUUUCCAUGCUACUAUUUCUUGUUAUGCAGUAAAGUAUAUGCAACAGGAAGAACAACAAACCCCAGCUUCCCCCUUUAGGAUUCUCAUGCUGUUGUGCUUAUUUAUUUGCUUGCUUACAUUUGAAGAAAAUAACUACUGUAAUCUUCCACUGGGGGAGAAAGUGCUUUGUGAAAGUCCUCAAUUACAAGUAGAAGUCUUGUAUUCAGAGUAAAAUGUACAAAAUGUUCCUUUGCAAGGUAGUGACGUAUAGCUAUAAGUUAGCAUGAAAUAGAAAGACUCAGGUAAAGUACAAUUGCCAAAAUUGCGGUACUUAAGUAAAUGCACUUAGUUCCUUUCCACCACGCAUGUGUCUGAGAUACCUUGUAGCUGAACUUGAUUUAUUUCCUGUCUCUCACUUUCACAAACCACAUAAUGUGCCAUUAUAUACCAUAGAUCCAAAGACGUUUUGUUGAGCUGGUGCAUCUGAAAGAAUAAGAAAACAAUUGGCAUGCUGCUAUGUUGUGCGUAAUAACUGUUAUGUUGCAUUUUAACUUGUGUUUUCUUGUUGUUUAUGCAAAUAAUAAAAGCUGUUACCAAACAGAUUCAUAACAGCUAACUGAUAAUAGGUAGACACAACUAACAUUUAGUGGAAUAUCUUGGUAUCUGUUUGCAAUGAAAAAGUGUGAAAACUAAUUUUAAAGUGUUUUUAGCAGUUUUCAUGUUGACAUGGGGUGAGAAAAUUCUGCAAAUAAAACAGCAACUUUUGCAAAACG